Messenger RNA from Peromyscus leucopus (white-footed mouse), 1344 nucleotides. RefSeq names its product chromosome 4 C11orf96 homolog (gene C4H11orf96). The record is from RefSeq and is a predicted model, not a curated record. Lineage: Eukaryota; Metazoa; Chordata; Mammalia; Rodentia; Cricetidae. The transcript has a single exon. The coding region runs from base 24 to 752 and encodes 242 amino acids.
GGCGCGGGGCGCGCACGCUUUAAAUGGCAUUCGCUGUCAUCCGAGCUUGCAGUCGUGUGGGCAGAGGCGGGCUAUAUAAGCAGCGAGGCGGGCUGCCGCGGGGCACACGGCGACAGCGACAGCGGCGGCAGGGAGCCUCUCAGAGCGCCGCGGAGCAGCUCAGCACAGCCCCGCGCCCCUCGACGGGCCCGCCCGCCCGCCAUCCCUCCCCAGCAGCGCCGGCUCGGGCCAACGAGGCCCGCCGCCACCCCGCAGCAGAUUUGGAUCCCCCGCCCGGAGAGCCUCAGGCUGCCGCCUCCCGGGGGACCCCGGAGCCGCGGCCGCCCCCGGAGAGCCCGGGCGCACCGCCGCCCCCCGGCCCCGCAGCCACCGACGGCGCCAUGGCGGCCGCCAAGCCCGGCGAGCUCAUGGGCAUCUGCUCCAGUUACCAGGCGGUGAUGCCGCACUUCGUGUGCCUGGCCGACGAGUUCCCGCAGCCGGUGCGGCCCGCCAAGCUGCCCAAGGGCAAGGGCCGGCUGCGGCGGCCGCGCCAGUCCCGCUUCAAGACGCAGCCGGUGACCUUCGACGAGAUCCAGGAGGUGGAGGAGGAGGGGGUGUCCCCGAUGGAGGAGGAGAAGGCCAAGAAGUCGUUCCUGCAGAGCUUGGAGUGCCUGCGCCGCAGCACGCAGAGCCUGUCGCUGCAGAGGGAGCCGCUCGCCAGCUGCAAACUGAGGAACAGCCUGGACUCCAGCGACUCCGACUCGGCCCUGUGAGGCAACAGCCAGCUUGGGGACUCGCUCCGCUGCCACGCGCCGGAAAGCCGCGGGCGCACCCGGAGGGGACCCGUGCCCCCAGGCGGCCCCGACCAUCGGGGAUCGGCACCCCUCGCUCGCUCUGACUCUUGCCGGGCCGCGGACACGCCGGCUCCCUGGAGCCAGUUCGGGGACGCCAGGGAGGGGAGCCGCUUUCUUUGCCCUUGUAAAUGUUUAUUUUUUAACUCUUUCCCAGUACGAACUGUGAGUGUGCGCGGGAGGCGGCCCGUGCUGAGCUGGCUCGCCGCUGCCGGGGGUCGCCGCUGCAAGGCCUUUUGGUUUGCAACUCCGAUUUUGCACACCGCUCCACUGUGCCCCACCCCCAUCGCACACCCGUUCACACUCACGCCGACACUCUCGCUGAACACUUUUAUAAUUGUUGGGCUGGCCGAGGGGACUUGGGGCGCAGCGCGCCUGCUGCUGCAGCCGGAGGAUUGAUAUUUAUUUUUGCAUUGCAAUAGCUGAAGGCGUUUUAUUUAACGGUCUUUUUACCUGGAUGUUGUCGGUGAGGCGUCCGAAUGGACACAAAUAAAGCCAAUAUAUUUACACAGUG